GUGAAGUGUACCAUUUCAACGUUCCAAAGAAAAGAUUUGUUUAAGAGCUAUAACACUUUAAUAACUCUAUUCGAUACUUAAAAUUAUUUAAAAUAAUCUGUAUCUUUUAAAUCUUAUUAUAAGUUGUGUUUCUGCAUACAGAAAAUCGAACAAAUCGGCAAAAUGACGCAAAUGUCGCAAGACGAAAUCAUAAGCAAUACGAAAACGGUGUUGCAAGGCUUGGAAGCUUUGCGCGUUGAACAUGUUUCCAUAAUGAAUGGUAUAUCGGAGGUACAAAAAGAUAAUGAGAAAUCUGAUAUAUUGCGAAAGAAUAUUGAAAACAUUGAGCUUGGGCUGAGCGAAGCUCAAGUGAUGAUGGCCCUGACUUCCCACUUGCAAAAUAUUGAAGCUGAAAAACAAAAACUUAAGACACAAGUGCGUCGUCUUCAUCAGGAAAAUGCUUGGCUUCGAGAUGAGCUUGCCAAUACUCAACAGAAGUUCCAGGCAUCUGAACAAUUGGUAGCACAGCUUGAGGAGGAAAAAAAGCAUCUUGAAUUUAUGGCUUCUGUUAAGAAGUAUGAUGAUAAUCAGGAUCAAGAUGAAUCGUGCGAGAAGACACGUACGGAUCCUGUCGUUGAACUUUUCCCAGAUGAAGAAAAUGAAGAUAGAAACAAUAUGUCUCCGACUCCUCCAAGCCAAUUUGCAAAUCAAACAUCUGGCUAUGAAAUUCCAGCUCGGCUGCGAACACUUCAUAAUCUGGUCAUUCAGUAUGCAUCACAGGGCAGAUAUGAAGUUGCAGUUCCACUUUGCAAACAAGCCCUCGAGGAUCUCGAGAAGACAAGUGGCCACGAUCAUCCAGAUGUUGCAACAAUGUUGAACAUUUUGGCACUCGUUUAUCGUGAUCAAAAUAAAUACAAAGAGGCUGCGAAUUUAUUGAACGAUGCUUUGUCCAUUCGUGGCAAAACAUUGGGAGAAAAUCAUCCAGCCGUAGCUGCAACAUUGAACAACUUGGCCGUCCUUUACGGUAAGCGUGGUAAAUACAAGGAUGCUGAACCACUCUGCAAGCGUGCUCUUGAAAUACGCGAAAAGGUAUUGGGCAAAGAUCACCCAGAUGUCGCUAAGCAACUGAAUAAUCUGGCAUUACUUUGCCAAAAUCAAGGCAAAUAUGAUGAAGUCGAGAAGUACUAUCAGCGCGCCCUUGAUAUAUAUGAAGCAAAGCUUGGACCUGAUGAUCCCAAUGUGGCCAAGACUAAAAACAAUUUGGCCGGAUGCUAUCUAAAACAGGGAAGAUAUGCUGAAGCCGAAAUCCUCUACAAGCAAGUAUUGACAAGAGCCCACGAGCGUGAAUUUGGAGCUAUUGAUAGCAAAAAUAAGCCCAUUUGGCAGGUGGCAGAAGAACGUGAGGAGCACAAAUAUGAUAAUCGCGAGAAUACACCGUAUGGAGAGUAUGGUGGAUGGCAUAAAGCUGCUAAAGUUGAUUCACCCACUGUUACAACAACAUUGAAGAACCUUGGGGCACUUUAUAGGCGACAGGGCAUGUUUGAAGCGGCCGAAACUCUGGAAGACUGUGCAAUGCGUAGUAAAAAAGAGGCAUACGAUUUGGCUAAGCAAACAAAAGUAGCACAACUUCUCACAUCUACCGAAAAGCGACGUUCAAAACAGAUGAGGGAUGACAUGGAGUUUUCUGAUGAGAAAUCCAUCAAGCCUUAAGCACAUUCUUUGCCGUGCGGUGUUUUGUGAAAUCAAUGUGCUUUUUAUACAUACGCUAACUCGAAAAUUAAAUAUAUUUAUUCAUUCCUUAAUAUUAAUUGGGUUAAUUUUCUCAAUGAGACGGAGUUCAAUUUUAACCGCAUUCUAUUUAAAUAAAGCUGUUUAUGCUCUGAAA
Drosophila innubila is the source of this 1864-nucleotide messenger RNA. RefSeq names its product kinesin light chain (gene Klc). The coding region runs from base 163 to 1689 and encodes 508 amino acids. The record is from RefSeq and is a predicted model, not a curated record. Gene Ontology annotation, molecular function: kinesin binding. Gene Ontology annotation, biological process: microtubule-based movement. The transcript has 6 exons. Lineage: Eukaryota; Metazoa; Arthropoda; Insecta; Diptera; Drosophilidae. Gene Ontology annotation, cellular component: membrane-bounded organelle; kinesin complex; cytoplasm.